UCGAUAUCUACUAUUGCCCGAAAUUUCUCCUGGUUGGGAAGUUUAAUAUCUACUCUUUGUCUGUCAACAAAUCCAUCAGGGAGUUCAUUAACAUUGGUGUACAGCACGAUCGGAAUAAAUACUCCAUCAGUCACUGGUGGGAUUGGUGGGAAGUAUACAAUUACUGCUCCACAAGUCUGUCCACCCAUAACCAGUUGCAGUUCCAUUGCAUACACAUCUAAACUCAGUGCCAGCCUCGAUACAAGAACUACCAUUCAGACAAGGAUUUGUGUCACAUAGACGACUCUCUGAAUAGAAACAUUAUAAAGUACUUCCAUUAUAGCUUGGUGUAUUUCCUAGUUGUGGACACUUUACACACAGGCCACUUUUGUUAAGGGAGCAUGACACUAAUGCCAGAAUAAGCGCCGACACACACACACACCAGGUACCUUAUAGCUAACCCUCGCUGCACAUGCGCACCGAGGUUAAAAUUGCAGAGCAGACUCACACACACUGUGGUCCAUCACUCCACACAAGAUUACUUGUGUUAUCCUUUCUACAUGUCUGAUUGCUAGGACCCUCUAAGCUGUAGCCAUGGGCACACACAUCAUGACACAGAUGGCCCUCCUCUCUGGU
This is a messenger RNA of Geodia barretti, 615 nucleotides long. The record is from the annotation of a GenBank genome assembly. NCBI's taxonomy places the organism in Eukaryota, Metazoa, Porifera, Demospongiae, Tetractinellida, Geodiidae.